UAAAAGUUUUCAGGUGUUGUAUAAUCGCUUCGGAAUUGCAUCAAACCUUCAGAGCGAUUUUUAAGGAAAGGCCCGCAAAGGAACCUUUCUAAAAUAUCAAGCUUCAAUAUGCGGUAAUGGACAGACGUUCGUUUGAAAUCGCUGUCAUCACAUGUUGUAAAGCUUCCCCUCGAUUUGAUCCUCCACUCUGUGACGCCUACAGGUACCGGUAACGCAUGAUGUCUGCUUCCAGCGCAUUUGCUCCUCUCAUUCUCAAACGUUCGAGAAUUCUUCCUUCCUUCUCGUGUAUUCGCUUACGAUUGAAUUUAUGCAGUAAGUGUUUUUACAAGACAAAUGGUGGGAAUUUCAAAUUCGAAAAUCGAACUUUCAGAAGUUUGAAAAGCCGAGAAACACUUAAAAUAUUCCCAUGCAGAAUGUUGGCAGGAUCUGUGCGAACUUUUUCUAGCGAAGAUCAAGGCGAUAAAGCGAAGGUUGUUGAGAAAGAAAGUGAGAAGAAAAAGCAACUGAAGAGUGAUGAUCUCCUCCGGAUUCUGUCGUUGGCCAAACCAGAAUACAAGAGCCUUGCAGGAGCCAUAGGCCUUUUGUUUAUAUCUUCAGCAGUUACUAUGUCUGUUCCAUUUUGUAUGGGAAAGAUCAUUGACAUUAUUUACAGUACAAGCCAGGAUACAAGGCAAAUGGUUGAAACUUUAUCCUAUGUCUGCAAAAUCCUUUGCGGUGUGUUUGUUUUGGGCGGGGCAGCCAAUUUUGGAAGAGUUUACUUAAUUCAAGUAUCUGGGCAGAAAGUUAUCAAGCGGCUGCGUGAAAGACUCUUUAGAGCCGUAUUGAGACAAGAAACAGCCUUUUUUGACAGAACAAGAACUGGAGAACUGAUUAAUCGCCUGUCAGCAGAUACCAUCCUCGUAGGAAAGGCUGUGACAGACAAUGUGUCUGAUGGUUUGCGAGCUGUGGCUCAGUCAGUUGCUGGCGUGUCAAUGAUGUUUUAUGUGUCUCCCAAGUUAGCCAGCAUUGUCCUUGGUAUUGUGCCACCAGUCGCUAUUGCCAUUAUCAUGUAUGGACGUUAUCUGCGUAACAUCACAAAGAGAACUCAAGAUUCUUUAGCAGAAUCUACUCAAGUUGCAGAAGAAAGAAUUAGCAAUAUACGAACAGUGAGAGCAUUUGGACAGGAGAUGAAGGAAAUUGAGAGAUACAAGGACAGUGUUGAAGAUGUUUUCAAGCUGGCAAAGAAAGAGGCACUUGCCAGAGCAGUGUUCUUUGGAUUUACAGGACUAUCAGGUAAUGCCAUCAUGCUUUCUGUGUUGUACAGUGGUGGAAUGAUGAUGACAAGUGCUCAGAUCUCUGUUGGAGAUCUUACAUCUUUUCUUCUCUAUGCUGGAUUUGUGGGAAUCUCAUUUGGAGGUCUGAGCUCAUUUUAUUCAGAAUUGAUGAAGGGAAUUGGUGCCAGUGCGCGUUUGUGGCAGUUGAUUGACAGGAAUCCUACCAUACCCUUGACAGGGGGUUUACGUCCAGACAUGCAUGACCUAAAUGAUGGAAUUACAUUUAAGGAUGUUCAUUUUACUUAUCCAUCACGCCCUGACCUGGAAAUAUUCAGAGGACUUAAUCUAGAGGUGCCUGCUGGGUCUAUCACAGCCGUUGUUGGACCAAGUGGAUCUGGAAAGAGUACCCUAGGGUCAUUACUACUUCGUCUAUAUGACCCUGGAAAGGGGCAGGUUAUAGUUGGAGGACAUGAUGUGCGAACCCUGUCACCUGAUUGGCUAAGAGGUGCAGUUGGAACAGUUCAUCAGGAACCUAUUCUGUUCUCAUGUUCAAUUGCGGACAACAUUGCAUAUGGAGCUAAUACAGGUCAGCAAGUGACUAAUGAUGACAUCUUGGAUGCUGCUGUGCAAGCCAAUGCUUAUGGAUUCAUCAAGAGCUUUCCUAAUGGAUUUGACACUGUUGUUGGAGAAAGGGGACAAAUGCUUUCAGGAGGUCAAAGGCAGAGGAUUGCUAUUGCAAGAGCAAUUUUGAAGAACCCUUCCAUCCUGCUGCUUGAUGAGGCCACAAGUGCCCUGGAUGCAGAGAGUGAACACUUGGUUCAAGAGGCUUUGGAGAGGUUAAUGAAGGGUCGUACAGUCAUAACUAUAGCACAUCGACUGUCAACCAUCAAAAAUGCUGACAAUAUUGUUGUGUUGAGUGAUGGACAAAUCUCUGAGGCUGGAUCCUAUAUGGAAUUGAUGGCUGAGCCAGAUGGUUUGUUUCGAAAGUUGGUUGAGAAGCAGACUAUUGCACUUCAGUGAACUGUAAGAGGCUCUUUUCAGGUUAUUAGCAUUGACUUACAUCAUUUGUGACUUGUAUGGUGAAAAGUUGUGAGAUCUGGAAAGAACCAAAUGAUAAUAAAUGAUGGUGAGAUUAAGUAAAGAUGAGUCAAGCUAAAAACUAAAAGGUAAUUAAGCUUGGGCAUACAAUUAAUGUGUCCAUGGCUGCCCUUAUGCCAUUGGCCACCAAACAGUGGUCUUUUUUCUUGUUUUAAUCAUUUUACUGGUUUGUGAGUUAAUGCUUCAAGUUACAUCAUUUAUGUAAUGUUGAGGUACAUCUGUUCUGAUUUAUCUGUCAAACAAAAGCUUUUUUGGACUGUUACUUUGUGACUUUCUCCUCUGAGUUGUGAUUUACCCUGUAACUCCCAGAAGUGAUGUUAUUAGCAUGUAACAUCUCCUCUUGAUAUCCAAACACCAUCCUGCAAACAAGUAACAAGAAAACUCAAACCUAUCAGGUAGAAGUUAUCUUGAUCUAGCAUCAAAUUCUCAUAGCUAAUUUACAAGGAAAUGUGCUGUAGCAAGGAGGGAGGAUUAACAGAUAUUGGGAGUUAUUGAGUGGAUGGCUUUAAAGCCAGAUUACUUUGUCACCCAAAUUGUCAUUUUCCACUGUGGUAUAUUCGUAAAUUAUAGGGUUCAUGUUACUCUUAAAAAAAUGUAGCAGCAAAAAUAUUUAACUAAUUUUUUGUAAAUGAGUAUCAAAUCAAUCAAAAUUGGUGAGUGUAAUAUGCAUUUUUGUAUUAAGUUAAACAUUUUCUCCUGGUAAAAUUAGUUUUGGUACCACUUCGCAUACAAAAAGAAAAUUAUCCUUGGGUUGCAAUUGCAUCUUUGAUAACAUGAUAAUUUACGGAUUUGUAUGGAAAUCAAGACUCUUAAUAAGAUGUAUUUAACUGAAAACCUUGGUAAAUAAGUCAAUUAUUACUGUAAUAGUUGCUCUGUAGGGCAAUUGGGUGUGAGAUUUUUAAAAUAA
Molecule: messenger RNA, 3258 nt
Organism: Pocillopora verrucosa
Lineage: Eukaryota; Metazoa; Cnidaria; Anthozoa; Scleractinia; Pocilloporidae
Product: ATP-binding cassette sub-family B member 10, mitochondrial-like
Biological process (GO): oligopeptide export from mitochondrion
Cellular component (GO): mitochondrial inner membrane
Molecular function (GO): ABC-type oligopeptide transporter activity; ATP hydrolysis activity; ATP binding
Source: RefSeq, a predicted model, not a curated record